AUGGCGGGCUAUCCCUAUGGCCAUGGGCAGUGGCCACCACAAGCGCCACCGCCACCAUUUUCCCAAGGUUCUCACCCGGUAGCUUUUCAACAGCAAUAUCCGCAGUACGACUACCGGCCAUCGAGCAACCCUCCUCCGGCCAUGUACAAUGGCAACCCGUAUCAAGUGCCUCCCCCCAUCCCUUCGCCAGGAGCUGUUAACCAGCAGCAGCCUCAGCAGAGCUACUAUGGAGCUGUACAGUCCGCACAAGCUGCGUUUGACCAAAAUACACAGGUUUCCGGCUUGGGCAUCUCCGUAGCUUUGCCGGAAGAGCGCAGCCCAAAUGCGGUGGGUGGCGACCUAAGCUGGAGCGAGGCAUUUCCCACUUCGCAACCUACACCCUCUGCGCACCCACCAUACAAUCCGGGCCUUGCACAAGUACAUACACAGCAGCACAGCUACCACCAGCAGCGCCCACCACAACCUCUACCGCCGCAGCAGAUGCCGCCGCAGCAUGCCUACUCGCCUGCAGGCUAUGCUCCCCCUCCAGCCGCUUCGACAACAGGCCUUGCAUACAACCCAGAAGCCACCGUGACCACGCGAGAGAGCGAGCCGGAGGAAGGCGAGCUCAGCGAAGACAUGGAAGAUCGAUACGAACCUGAAGAGACGUCCGGGUCCACGGGCAAUGGAGGUGCGAGGACUUCUCGCUCGGCUGUCUCUCAAGAGGCUCAUGAAGAGAGUUUUGCGCAAGUUGCUCUUGGCCACGCCGCCGCCGAUUUGCCGAGCCGCGAUGCUAGUGUUAUUGAUACCCAAGAAGACGCCUUUUACGACGAUGAUGACGACAAUGAACCUGGUGAGAUCAAAUCUAGCGGCAACGGCGAUGAAUCUGACGCAGACGAUGAAGACAUGGGUUACUCCGAUUCAGAACCCAAGUCUGUCGGGGCCACCGACCAAGAGCGUGCUGCUACGUACUCGCCGCGCCUUUCCCCUGGUGAGGUUGAGGACAGCGACCAUGCUGAUACAGCACGACAAAGCCUGCAAAAGGACAGCUCCGGAUCGGCUGGCCCAACUGUUGGUGCCGCUAUUGUAACCUCAGAUGGUACUGCAGUCGGAAACGAGACGGCGAGCGGUGUCACGACGAAAGUCGAAAAGGACGCGGCCAUUGCUGUAAAACAAGCGAUGCCCUCAAGUAACCUAAUUUUCACUACAAUGGACGAUGCCAAGAAAGAAGCACAGAGAGCCAUUCUGCGACUAAUCCCAUACGGCGUCAAUUACCAGACAUAUAUCGAUGAGGGAUUCGAUAGCAAACUGAUUCAGUCCCUCUUCUCGGAGCUGGGUCUGAAAGCGGUCCCCGCAGCGGUUUCAGCCUCGCCGAGAUCAACCUCGCCAUCGCAGUCUAUUGAGCCGGUGGCAUCCCAACCCGAACCAGGUGGUGACAAAACGGCGCCCAAGGAAGAACGCAAAGACCGCAUUGCGCGUCUUCUCGCACUCCAGGCAUCGAAACCAACGCCCGCACCAGUUCCGAAGCCCCCUGUUGCUGCCGCAGCUGCAAAGCCCGACAAGCCCAAGUCACAGAAAGAAAUCAUGCUACAACAAAAGCUCGAAGCUCUUAGGCAGGCACAAGAGAAGCGUGCAGCUGCCGCAACGAAAGCUGCCGCAGAGGCGACAGCUCUCGCAAACACUGUGUCUGGACAACAGGGUGAUGUUGCAGCGGCUAUUGUGGGAAAAAUUGCAGACAAGACGGCUGCCAUUUCUGCUACCCUCCCUUCUUCUCCCGCCACUGGUUCCCGCCAACGUCCUAUGGCAGCUGACUUUGGUGGUUUUGCUUCCUCGGCGGUGCACAGUCUACCCACACGCCCACCUGCUCCUGUUCGGCAAGAAUCGUCGAUGAUCAUCGAAGUCAGCGAUGAUUCGGAUGAAGAUGUGGCCAUGGAACUUGAUUCACAGGCCGAUGAUUCGUACUCGAGACCAGGCCAAUACAAUGAACAACGUUCGGGCGGUGCUACCUUGUACCGUGAGCAACAAUACAACGACAAUGUUGGCAAAAACGGGAUUAGCCGCAAAUCUCCGGCGGAUCAUUCUUAUUCGUCUCCUCGAGGGUAUGCAGGACGUGCUCCGCCUAUGAUGCCGGCACCACCGACCGCCCCUGCGAGUAUGAUAGCGCGGGCCAAGGACGACGAGUAUACAAGAAAGAUGCGGCAGAUCGAAGAGAUGAAGCGCAAGAUAGCAGAGGCCGAGGCGAGAAAGUCACAGAUGUCGCCGGCAGGCUCUCUAACGCCGCAGACUGGUGGCAACAGAACGCCAUCUGAAGGUGGCUCCAGCGGCAACCGCAAUAACGACAGCCCAUACCCAGUGCUUCGGCCUGCUCCACAGCCUCUUCGGCGGAUAACGUCCAGCGGCGAGCUGUGGAAGGACGAUAGCACCGGUAGCCCUCUGGCGCCAAUGGAAGAAGCUCCUAUCCGUGUAGCGAAACGCACUGGCGGUCCGUCGCCGUCAUCUUCUCAAGAAAGCCACCGAGAGAAGCGGGUGCGUGUGGCGAGUCUACAACUGCCUCGUGUCGAAGCCAGUCUCCAAGAAAAGAUGUUUAAACUACGCCUUCUUCAGGAACGAGUUGCAGCCCUUCAAGCCGAGAUCGAUGAAGGCGUGGCUGAAAAGCGGCGGUUGACAGAGGACGCUGAGGACCUAGGCAGCGAGCAAGAAGAAGCUUCCACUGAGAACGAAGCGAGCGUACAACCCCACCAAUCACAGCCGCCGACAGACGAACCCAUCAAUGACGCUGGCAGGAUGACGGAUGUCGAUCUCGCUUCACAACAAUUAGAUGGCCUUGGGCAGCAAGAGGAGGAAAAAGAGGGCGAGAUAAAGGCAGGUGAUGCCCCAUCCCACGGCACCCCGAGCGAUGCCGAAUCAAGUGUAGGGCUAUCUGUUGCUCGGGCAGAAGCAGAAAACUCGCAGUCCAACGCUGCGUCUGAGUCGGACCCAGUUCAAAUGUCAGAUUCUGCCAACGCUAGCGAUGCGGAUGGCGACACCGAGAUGCUGGACAAUGCAUCGGAUGGGGAGGGCGAACCGGAUGAGGAUGACGAAAUAAAGGAUGGCGGAGUUUCGACUUCCGACAGCGCUAUUGAUGGGGGCGUUGCCGCCGUGGCAGAGCUGUUCCACGAGGAGUCACAGCAACAGCACUCGAAUGUGGUGGUGACGCCAGCAAGAGUGGCAGCAAAGCCGCCGACGGCGACAUUUGCACCAUACGAGAGCCCGUUGCAGUACUUUGAGUCAUACCGCUUCCACCCGCAGUACAAGACACAGGUCCCCGGCGGCUUCAGGUCGUUAACGUACAGUGGUAAGAUCCAGGACGAUAUCGCGCUUUGCCCAAAUGAAUUUUUAGGCGACAGCUGCUCGGACCCGUCGUGCAGUUUUCAACACAUUGCAUCUAUUGUGCCCAAAGACGAUCAAAUUCUUGUUGAACUCGGUCGGUCCGACGACUACACGGGUGACCAAAAAGCGCGGUUUGUGGACGGCCUCAAAAAUUUGCUGAAGAAAUUCCGCGACGACCAUGAGCGCGAUUUUGACAAAAUUGCGGAGGGUAUUAUCGACUUCCGGCGCAGGUUCCUCGGCGACGACAGUCGCGUUCUCGCACACCUCGAGGGCAUUACUGUCUAA
Molecule: messenger RNA, 3633 nt
Organism: Sporothrix brasiliensis 5110
Lineage: Eukaryota; Fungi; Ascomycota; Sordariomycetes; Ophiostomatales; Ophiostomataceae
Exons: 2
Coding region: 1-3633 (1210 amino acids)
Source: RefSeq, a predicted model, not a curated record